Messenger RNA from Pangasianodon hypophthalmus (striped catfish), 2297 nucleotides. RefSeq names its product CDKN2A interacting protein (gene cdkn2aip). The record is from RefSeq and is a predicted model, not a curated record. The transcript has 4 exons. NCBI's taxonomy places the organism in Eukaryota, Metazoa, Chordata, Actinopteri, Siluriformes, Pangasiidae. Gene Ontology annotation, cellular component: nucleoplasm; nucleolus. Bases 133 to 1065 code for a protein of 310 amino acids.
ACUCGCAGGCGCAUUUGAAUGACGCACACGGAAGUGGCUUUCAAUAGCCUAAUAUUUUGUUGAUGUUGUUGCUAGCGGUAUCUGACUAAUGUUAAUGGUUAUGUAGAAGUGGUUAAAGGAACUCAUUAAGUGAUGGCAGAGGGGAGUGGACAGGAUGUUGUUUCUGAGUACCUUCAGCAAAACCCUCACCUGGCACAAUGGGUGGAAUCCUUAAGAGAGCUCUCCGAGACAAAGAAACACUGGCAUGCCAGGCGAGAGUUUGUUCUGCGCAACCUGGAGGUCUUUCCUACCAUCCAACCAGGGAUCACUAGUCCCAGUCUGGACAGGCUUCUUUCUCUGUCCAAGGUUUGGGCCAACCAGACGUUCUUAGGCUGUCGCUAUCCCCAACCUGUGAUGGACAAGGUUAAAGAGAUGGCAGAAGGGAUUGGUGUGCAUGAUGGUCCUGUUCAUAAGACAAAAGAUGAGAUCGUAGGAAAAGGAAAGAGACCGUCUGUUUCAGCCGCGGAUGCUGAGAGCUGUGUUAAGAAAAACAAAACUGUUCCUAACGACUCUGGCAGUAAAGGCGGAGAACAAAAUACUGACUGUCCGAAUGCUGCUGCUGUCAAAUCAGGUCCCCUACCCGAGGCCCCUGCAGAACAUCAGCCCUUCUUUAACCGCCUUUAUAAAACAGUGGCCUGGAAGCUGGUGUCUGCAGGAGGCUUUGGCCCCAACCUGGAUCACUUUGAGAUCCUGCGCACCUGUGUGGAGUCAUGCAAGGCCAGCCUUACUUGUGUAUUUGUGCCUCUCAAAGACAUUCCUGACCUGCCUGCUGGCUGCACCCAAAGAGAGGGCCAGGUGUGUGAACUGCGCUGCCACGCUGUCUACAUGGGCACAGGAUACGGCCGUGACGAAUGUGCAGCGAGGGCCAUGGCCUCAAAGGAGGCCCUUAAAACAUUUCAGGGGCGGAAGGUGACGGUGAAGAUCUCCCGUCGCAGGUUCCAGGGUCGAGAUGUAGAGGAUUUGGUCCUGUUAGAUGAACAGCCGAGAAGCUCAAUUUUGCCUCCUGCUCUUAGCUAUCCUUUUUAAGUCUAAUUAGUAAAUCUCUGUCUCUUUGUGCCCUACAACUUCUAAUUUUGUUUAAUUUCAGUUGCAGUUAUAAGGUCAUGUUGAUGACGGACGGUUCAGGGCUGUAGGGACCGACUUUUAUACACUAAAAUGUUUGUGCAUUAAACGCUGAUCAUAAACGAGCAACAGUUCAUUUUUGACAAAACAGUUUAGAGUGCAAGCAUAAGUGUGUAGGUUUGUUUAGAGUCUGAGCCCCACUUUUAUAGACGAGUCUACUGGUUGUAAUUUCAAGUUUUGUGCUAACUUGACUAUGAUUUGACCUGUAUAUCAGCUACUAUUGCAUUAAUAAGCAAACUACACUUGACAUCUUUACGUUCUGAAAUCUCUCGGUCUGUUUUAAGAUAUUUGAAAUGGUUUCUCUCUCAUCAAAGUAGUCAGUUCAUUUAUGAAGAGUUGUAAAGUUCAUCCCAAUCGUUGAUGUCCUCUUUAUAUGUUCAUAUAAAACGAGUUUGGAUUAUUUAAUUGCCUUUAUCUAAGUGUAUAUGGUUUCGAUGGAUUAAGCCUGAAUCUGUGUGACGUUCUUCUUCUUAGAGCAGCUAGUACUGAACCUUGAAUUUGAUCUUAAUAUCAUUUCCUUGUACCAGGAUUUGUGUUACUGAUACAUUGGCUAAAUAUUUUUGAAAAUACAUUAUUUUCCCUGUUUUGACAGCAGAUAAAACAGUCAAUAUUACAUGCUGAAAUCAGAGCCCUUGAGUUCUGUAUGUACUUAAUAAAGCAUCCCAUGUUUCACAAAAUGUGUUUUACUACAUUGCUUUAGUUUUUCUUGUUUUAAUUCACUUAAAAAAAAAAAAAAAAAUCUUGUCAGAUCAUUAACAAAUGCACAUUUUUGGUCAUGAUACUUAAGUAUCAAUAUUUCCACCUGAAGAAAUUUAAGUUUUUGAAGUAAGCAUAUAUUGAACAGUAAAAAUAUAUUAUUUAACACCCUGUAGUUUUUUGGUUCAAUUGACUCAUUUUAAGUAAGCAAUAGGUAUAAGUGAAUUGAGAAAUGUCUAUAACUUUUAUUUUAUUGAAACACUCUACAUUUAAUUGGAGAAGGCACAGGUCUUUAAUAGAACUUUUUUAAUAAAAAGUCAUGGUAGGACUUGAUUAGUAUUUUUUUCUUAGUUAAUAGUCAUUCUGUAUCUUUGUUUUAUCAGUGUCACAAAUUGUUAUGAAACUAAUAAAACUGAAUAAACUCCAGGAGUUCGAGCACA